Molecule: messenger RNA, 2442 nt
Organism: Cyclospora cayetanensis
Lineage: Eukaryota; Apicomplexa; Conoidasida; Eucoccidiorida; Eimeriidae
Product: calcium-dependent protein kinase 2
Exons: 20
Coding region: 1-2442 (813 amino acids)
Biological process (GO): intracellular signal transduction; peptidyl-serine phosphorylation; protein autophosphorylation
Cellular component (GO): nucleus; cytoplasm
Molecular function (GO): calmodulin binding; calcium/calmodulin-dependent protein kinase activity; calcium-dependent protein serine/threonine kinase activity
Source: RefSeq, a predicted model, not a curated record
AUGCAGGUGAAGGCAGCUGGCACAAAGCGGAUGGCCUCUGCAAAUGGCUCCUGUGAAUCUCAUAGUCCAACACCGCGUUGCCCCUGCUCCGCACGGCUCUUGAGCCUUGUUGCCUGCUUUCUUUCCCCUUGCGUGGGCAAACUCCUUGCCACGCUCGAGCAUUCUUCCAGCCUCCUAAUAGCCCUUAGAGAGGCUGCCCCUCCCUUUAUAAGUCGCUCUGCUGGCAAUUCCAGCACAGGCUCACUCUGCAGCCUCCGGAGUUCGACUGCUACCGCCUCCAGGCCAGGAGGAGGGGCAUCCACAGAAACUGUGAUCGUGGAGCCCAACAGAAGGACAGCUGAUACUUUACCUUUCGGACAGAUGCAUUCAGACGCUAAGGGGGAAUAUGUGGCGCUCCAAACAAACAGGUUGCGGCUCUGUCUAGACACUCGGAGAGAGGCUCGGCUUAAGCAUCAGCUACAAAGAUUGGUGGGAGAACAGACGUCGUGGAGAAGGGGGCCCGGAGAACGCACAAGCACUAGCGCCUUAAACAGCGUUUUUUUUCUUGGUAGUGUCUCAGGAGCUUUGUUAGCUGAAGCAGCUAUGGCCGGAAGAUACAAGUCAGCGCAGCAGCAGCACCUGCUGCGGCAGUCCUUGGCGGUCUCUCAAAGGGCAGGUGCUGUGGCGGCUGAGCCUAGACCUCGAGGUAUUCUGGCGCUAAGUGCCCCGCCUUUAGCCAUGUCGAAUCCUCCUCCCGAGUUGAUCCGCAGAAAGUUGGAGCAGGUGAUGCACGGCAGGGAGAACUUUAGGAAAAGCGCUGCUGCCUCCUUCAGACAAUUCGACACAUCUGGAUCGGGCGUCUUGAGGUUCUCCGACGUGGCAGCCCUCGUGAGGAGGCUGUGCAGCAAUCUGCAGCUUCCGCCAGUGGACGAAUCUGCUUUGCGGACGAUAUUUGAUGCGUUUGAUUCGUCUGGUAGCGGUUGUUUGGAGCUUGAAGACUUCUGUAUGAUGUACUGGGAGAUACUGUGCCGCAUAAGGGAAAAGUACUACCCGGAAAAGCAGAUGCGGGUUCGUCGCUCUCUCUUUGUUGGCCGGCGGAACCUGGCUCUUGCAGGAAUUUCGAUAACGGAUCUUUUCACUUUCGCGAAGAAGCUGGGAUCCGGCUCUUUCGGGGACGUCCACCGCGUUAUCGAAAAGAGCAGUGGCUUAGAACGCGUCAUCAAGACGAUAAACAAAGACAGAAGUCAGGUGCCUCUCGAACAGAUCGAGGCGGAGAUUGAAGUUCUCAAGUCGUUAGACCAUCCGAACAUCAUCAAGAUUUUUGAAGUCUUUGAUGAUUACCAUAAUGUGUAUAUCGUCAUGGAGACGUGUGAGGGCGGCGAGCUGCUGCAACGUCUGAUAGAUGCUCAGAAUCGAGGAAGCGCCUUAACGGAGAAGUCUGUCAGCGAGAUCAUGAGACAGCUGAUGAAUGCAUUGGCGUACUUCCAUUCCAAGCAUGUGGCGCACAAAGACCUCAAACCGGAAAACGUCUUAUUCCAAGACAGUUCCCCGGACUCCCCCAUCAAAGUCAUCGAUUUCGGCUUGGCAGAAUUGUUCGAGAAGACCGAUGCACAUAGUAAAAACGCCGCAGGCACCGCGCUGUACAUGGCCCCAGAAGUUUUCAUGCGGUAUCUCUCUCUCAAAUGCGACAUCUGGUCGGCUGGAGUUAUGAUGUAUUUUCUGCUGACCGGUUGUCUGCCCUUCAUCGGAAACACAAUCGAGGAGGUGAAGGACAAAGUGUGCAACUCUGAGCCUGACUACGCUCGUGAAUGCGCCCAUCUGACCGGGGAGGCUGUCUCUCUGCUCAAGUGGAUGCUGAUAAAGCCCGAGGACGAACGACCCACUGCUACCGAGGUCCUUAAACAUCCCUGGUUCAAUCAAGCCAAUGUCAAGGUCAUUCAAAUCUCACCGCUUAUCUGCGAAAACAUGAAGAAAUACAUGCGUCAAUCGCAUCUGAAAAAUGCGCUGGUGAACAUGAUGGUCCAUCAGCUCAAUGUCACAGGGCCUCAAAUUCGACAGAUCAACGAUAUUUUUAGACAAUUAGAUAAAGAUGGAGACGGAACAAUUUCGCACACCGAGCUUACAGAGGGUCUGGAGCAGGUUGGAUUGCCUCAAUGGGAUAUCAAUAGAAUUAUUCAGUCGGUUGAUGUUGACGACUCUGGGAACGUGUCUUACACAGAGUUUCUAGCCGCCUGUUAUUCGUGGCAGGAGUCUGAGCUGAAUGUCAUAUGGACGGCCUUUCAAAAGAUGGACAAAGAUGGGGAUGGCAAAAUAUCUGUACCUGAAUUUGAAGCAGUUCUUGGGGGUGACGACUACCGCCUAGUACCGAAAGAUACAGUUAAAGCCCUCGUGGCGCAAAUUGACAGAAAUGGAGAUGGACAGGUUGACUGGGAUGAAUUUCUGCACUAUAUGAAGCUCAAUUAA